This is a messenger RNA of Syzygium oleosum, 672 nucleotides long. RefSeq lists its product as uncharacterized. The transcript has a single exon. The record is from RefSeq and is a predicted model, not a curated record. The annotation marks the transcript as partial. NCBI's taxonomy places the organism in Eukaryota, Viridiplantae, Streptophyta, Magnoliopsida, Myrtales, Myrtaceae.
CUCUCCCAUCUGGCGACAUCUCAUUCCCCAACCCCCAUCUCCCUCUCCCUCUCCCUCUCUCUCUCUCUCUCUCACAUGGCGUCCGCCGCCACAUUCCGAUACCAGAGACUGAAAACAGAGGGCCCUGGCGUCGACGGCGACGACGGCGACGUCGCCUUCGAGAGGCAUAGGGCGAUCGCGAGGUCCAAGCCGUGGUACACUAGGCUCAAGAGGGUCGCCGUCAAGAAGAGGUUCGGGCUCAGGGUCCCCGGGUUGAGGAGGCUCCUGCGGAGGCGGGCGAGGCUGGUGAGGGCGGUCAGGGUCUCGUGCGCGAAGGUGGUGAGGAGGCUGAGGGAGAGCCAGUCCCACUUCGGCGACCUCUUCGCCGGCAACUACCUGUUCCUCCAGGUGAACCCGAUGCCGGUAAAGAAGCGCUUGGAGCGAUCCGGCGGCGGCGGCGGCGAGCGAGGUCGUGCGUAUGGCGCCGGAGGCCAUGGAUCGUUUCCGAAGGUCUCCGUUCAGAGCUUCGCUUAUUAAGCAGAAGCCUUUUCUUGCUUCCAGUAAUAAUCGUCUCUGAUUUGUUUAUCUAUCGGAUCGGGUCGCUUGGUCGAUUUGUUCGUGCAAAAUCAGGGUCCAUAUCAAAUGUGACCCGACCCGAAAAUUCGAAUAUUGGAUCAGUUUCCCAACGUGCAA